This is a messenger RNA of Spirometra erinaceieuropaei, 485 nucleotides long. The record is from the annotation of a GenBank genome assembly. NCBI's taxonomy places the organism in Eukaryota, Metazoa, Platyhelminthes, Cestoda, Diphyllobothriidea, Diphyllobothriidae.
AUGCCGGAGAAUUUCGUCGAGUUUCAGAAGAUGCUCGCCAUCUUUUUCCCGCGCAUAAUUGAUUUGAAAGCCAUGAUGAAUGAGCACAAGUUCCUCAAAGGUGGCCUUCAGGAACUUGCAGAUGCACUUCACGUUCCUCGAAUAGGCUUGCAGCACCAAGCCGGCAGUGACGCCAUGCUAACUGGGGAGACCUUCUUCCGCUUUUUGGAGGUAUGUUUUUGUAUUGGUCAAUCUUACUUGCUUAGGAACAUUCUGAUGGAAAGUUGGAGUCCCACAUAGUCAACCUAGUCUAUGGACUUAAUUACUGUCCUAAUGGCUCGACAAACACAUUCAUGCAUGUAAACGGAUCGAGCCCCGUGCCGGAAAUGAAUGGGUUUUAUACAAAUCCCGGCAUGCCCAUCACUCAACGCAACAAGACCCACAGUGCUGACCACUCUGGCCGAACCUCUCCUGAAGGCUCUAUGAGUGGACACAAGAGCAGUUGA